UUCCUUCCUACGACAACUACGACAAAGGAGGUUUAUCGAAAAGAAAACUCUUUGUUAUACGCAUAAAGAUAGUUUUCUUUGAAAGAUCAGAUUUUUCUUUUUGAGCCAUCAAUUCAGUCUAUUUAAGGUGAAAUUUUUUGAAGGUUUGGUGGAUAGUUAGGAAUUUUUAGGUUUUGGAACGGUCUAUAAGAGAAUCUGGGAUUAGAAAAAGUUUUAAAAGGAAAAUGUCUACGAGCGUUGAGAAAGCAAUCCCUUUAGAAUAUGAUUUGGGCAACAUGUCUGCCUUUGAUGUGACCCCGUUAGACGAGACGAAAUUAAGCUCUCAAAAAAGCCAGGAAAAAGAAGAAUAUCUAUCUUCGAUGGCUCGUGAUAAUACUCAGUUGCUUGUAAACAAAAUGUUGGCCUUACCUAAAGAACGAACUCAAGACGGCAUUUUACUUGCUUUGCCUGAAUCUACCACUCCUCUUCCUAGAGCGAAGCAUUUGCCCAAGCCUAAGCCAGAAACAAAAUGGCAACGCUUUGCUCGUAUAAAGGGUAUUGCACCCAAGAAACGCGAAGGAAAAUUGGUCUUUGAUGAGGCUUCGGGAGAAUGGGUUCCCAAAUGGGGCUAUAAAGGCAAAAACAAAGAAUUGGAUACUCAAUGGAUUGUUGAAGAUGGAGAAAAGGAAAAGAAGAUGACUUCAAAACAAGUCAGAAAUAACUCGAGAAACAUUAAACGUUCUCGUCGGUAAAAUAAUUUUUUUUUGGAUACCAACACUUCAAGGUUUUGCAUUUUCAGAUUUCUAUUUGUAAUUAUUUCGUCGUUUAAUUUUUAAUAUAGAUUCGGUGGUUAUAUAAACAAGGAUGUAGAUUUUAGUAUUGCGUUUAAAAUUACAUGAUCCAUGUGGAAAUGUCAG
Molecule: messenger RNA, 896 nt
Organism: Schizosaccharomyces cryophilus OY26
Lineage: Eukaryota; Fungi; Ascomycota; Schizosaccharomycetes; Schizosaccharomycetales; Schizosaccharomycetaceae
Product: ribosome biogenesis protein Rrs1
Exons: 1
Coding region: 225-731 (168 amino acids)
Biological process (GO): ribosome biogenesis; ribosomal large subunit export from nucleus; ribosomal large subunit biogenesis
Cellular component (GO): preribosome, large subunit precursor; nucleus; nucleolus
Molecular function (GO): protein binding
Source: RefSeq, a predicted model, not a curated record